UGCGGUUACAGACUAUUCAAUUACAUGUUCUCUAACAUCACUCGUGAAAUUGGGAGUGUGAAGAAGAGCCACUGUUUCAGACCAUGGAGUUUCUUGUUUAUUCUUUUGUUCUGCCUUUUCCAACAGCCUGAAUCAUGACAUGACAUUGACAGAGUUCAAGUUCAUCUGGUACAUGGAGUAUUCACACCGCAUGUGGGGCCGGGUUGUAGGUUUGGCCUAUAUUCUGCCUGCUGUCUACUUUUGGAGAAAAGGCUGGCUUAGCCGCCCAAUGAAAGGACGUGUCCUUGCCCUCUGUGGGCUCGUCUGCUUCCAGGGACUGCUGGGCUGGUAUAUGGUGAAGAGUGGAUUGGAAGAGAAGCCGGAUUCUCAUGACAUUCCCCGAGUCAGUCAGUACCGCCUAGCUGCACAUCUAGGCUCUGCUCUAGUUUUGUACUGUGUCAGUCUGUGGAGUGGACUCUCCCUGCUGCUCCCACAACACAAAUUACCCGAAACCCAUCAGCUCCUCCGCCUGAGACGAUUUGCUCAUGGGACAGCAGGUCUUAUCUUCCUCACUGCUCUCUCAGGUGCCUUUGUGGCAGGACUGGAUGCAGGCCUUGUGUAUAACUCCUUCCCCAAGAUGGGGGAGCGCUGGAUCCCAGACGAUCUCCUCUCCUUCUCCCCAGUGCUGGGGAACGUCUUUGAAAAUCCUACCACUGUGCAGUUCAAUCACAGGAUAUUGGGGGUCUCCUCAGUCACUGCCGUCACAGCACUGUAUCUCCUCUCUCGGAAGAUCCCCCUACCGCGCAGGACCAAGAUGGCUGUGGCCUCCUUACUAGCUGUGGCGUAUAUGCAGGUGGGCCUGGGCAUCAGCACCCUUCUCCUGUAUGUCCCAACUCCUCUGGCUGCCACUCACCAGUCGGGCUCCCUGGCACUGCUCACCAUGGCAUUGUGGCUUAUGAACGAACUGCGCCGGGUCCCAAAAUAACUUGGCUUCAGCUGUGCUCUCCAAGGAAGUCUAGUUCUUUUCCCCACUGCACUGAGGUUGAUGCUCUGGCUGGUUGUUUUUUUCUGUGGUGAGUGACUUUCUGGGAUACAAAGGAUCUCUGAGUGGAGCAUUCUGCGAGCAGGAAUUUAGACUGACCAUUUGCUAGUCUGUUUACUGGGACUAAUUUUUGACUGUAAGAUCACGUGCACUUUUGAUUGUACGCUUUGUAACAUAAAUUAAUUUAUCAAGAUGCUUGUCUUUGGCUCGAUCCCUGGAUCAUGGGAUUGGGAAGUAAAGGAGUGGCUGGUGGGACUACAUUCUCUGGGGGGACAGCUGUAUGUGCUGUAGCAUCUUAGCUCUUGUCUGCACUAAAGAGUUUUGUCUAAAGAA
Molecule: messenger RNA, 1354 nt
Organism: Pelodiscus sinensis (Chinese soft-shelled turtle)
Lineage: Eukaryota; Metazoa; Chordata; Testudines; Trionychidae
Source: RefSeq, a predicted model, not a curated record